Solanum dulcamara is the source of this 1921-nucleotide messenger RNA. Its product is annotated as poly(ADP-ribose) glycohydrolase 1-like. Gene Ontology annotation, biological process: ATP generation from poly-ADP-D-ribose; carbohydrate metabolic process; nucleotide-sugar metabolic process. The transcript is spliced from 11 exons. The record is from RefSeq and is a predicted model, not a curated record. Bases 121 to 1809 code for a protein of 562 amino acids. NCBI's taxonomy places the organism in Eukaryota, Viridiplantae, Streptophyta, Magnoliopsida, Solanales, Solanaceae. Gene Ontology annotation, molecular function: poly(ADP-ribose) glycohydrolase activity. Gene Ontology annotation, cellular component: nucleus; cytoplasm.
GAUUGUCAUUUUUAAGAUUCGAGAAAAUGAUUAAACUGAUCCCUCAAGUUUUAAUUCAACCAACAGAAAACAAAUAAUAAAUGUAAGAGAAGCGUUGAGAAACAAAGGUAAGGUCCAUCAAUGAAGAAUAGAGAAGACCUGACGUCAAUCCUUCCUUUGUUGCCACUGUAUCUCCGAUCAUCUUCCCUUUUCUGGCCACCGCCAGUUGUUGAAGCACUGAAAUUCCUCUCUCAAGGCCCUCAUUACAGCAAUGUUAACUCCGGUCAUGUCCUCUUCCUCGCAAUCUCCGACAUUCGGAACUCCCUCUCGUUACCUGAUUCUUCAAUUUCCUCUUCUGCUUCAGACGGAUUUUCCCUCUUAUUCGAUGAUUUAAUUCCUAGGGAUGAAGCUAUUAAGUGGUUCGAAGAAGUGGUGCCGAAAAUGGCAGAUUUGCUAUUGCGGUUGCCUUCUUUAUUAGAGACUCACUAUGAGAAAGCUGAUGGUGGAAUUGUUAAAGGAGUCAACACUGGUCUUCGCUUAUUGGAAUCACAACAGCCUGGCAUUGUUUUCCUCAGUCAGGAAUUAGUCGGUGCUCUUCUUGCAUGUUCCUUCUUUUGUCUAUUCCCUACCAAUGAUAGAGGUGCCAAACAUCUCUCGAUGAUCAACUUUGAUCAUUUGCUUGCGUAUCUGUAUGAUCAGUAUGACGAGAAACUUGAAAAUAAACUGAAGUGUAUUCUUCACUAUUUUGAGAGGAUUGGCUCAUUGAUACCUGCGGGCUACAUCUCCUUUGAGCGAAAAGUUCUUGCUCUAGAACAUGGUACAUUUUCUUUUCCUUAUCCAAAGGAAAAUUUCUGGAGCCAAUCCAGUAUUUCUCUUUGCCCUUUUAAGAUUUCCAAUUCAGGCUUAAUUGAAGAUCAAUCAAGAGAAGCUAUUGAAGUGGAUUUUGCGAACAAGUAUCUUGGAGGUGGUGCUCUCAAUAGGGGCUGUAUACAGGAAGAGAUUCGCUUUAUGAUCAAUCCAGAGUUAAUUGCUGGCAUCCUUUUCUUGCCUUGUAUGGCCGACAAUGAAGCAAUUGAAAUUGUUGGCACAGAGAGGUUCUCAAAUUACACCGGAUAUGCUUCUUCAUUCCGUUUUAAUGGUGACCACGUGGACAAAAAAGAAAUUGAUGUUCUUGGAAGGCGUAAGAGCAGAAUAAUCGCAAUAGAUGCACUAAACAGCCCUGGAAAAAGGCAGUACCGGGUUGAAUGCCUCCUAAGGGAAAUUAACAAGGCUCUUUGUGGUUUUUUGGAUCAUUUAAAGUGUCAUCAGUAUCAAAAGUUUUUUCAAGACAUGGGAAGUCAGCAUGAUCCCAAUGUUAAUGGAUCAUUUGGACAUUCUGAAGUUUAUCAUUUGUCUCAAGAAAAUCCUUCAACAUCAUCUCAAACAAUUGAGGAAACUUUGGCUAACCAGUUGCUCAGAAAUCAUGAGGCACACUAUUGUUCACAUUUAGACUAUCAACAAGAAAUUGGAGUUGUGACUGGAAAUUGGGGUUGUGGUGCUUUCGGUGGGGAUCCUCAAGUUAAAGCUAUGCUUCAAUGGCUUGCUGCGUCUCAGGCAUUGAGACCUUUCAUCCUGUAUUAUACGUUUGACUUGGAAGCAUUGCAGAUUCUGGGUCAGGUGUCUCAAUGGAUAUCUUCACAGGAGUGGACUGUUGGGGAGCUUUGGAAUAUGUUGAUUGAAUAUUCCGUCCAGAGAUUGAGGGGAGAAACUGGAGCUGGCUUCUUCAGUUGGCUCCUUCCAUCGUCAAAUACCCAUGAUACUAUUUUGCUCAACAAUUCUCAUAAUGUUUAAAUAUUCCUGGUCUUUUUAUUAUUGAGCUUCUGCAUGAUCCUUGGAUAAGCUAUUGAAAGCCUAUUUACUUGUACUACCACAAAAAGAAAAAUGAGAAUAAUUGAGUUGAUGA